AUGGCUAAUACCCGUCUGAUCAAUGCACUCCUGCAAGUUCACUACAAGAGGGCCUACUUCUUAUCGGCGUUUAGGGCACAGUUUUGGAAGCCUGGCGCGCAGGAGAUAUACUCGCCACGUACAUUUUUUGACAUGAAGCCCGGGAUUGACAAAGAUGUCGAGCAGUUCAUCGUUCGACCCAUCCAGAGGGCUUAUCCAGCAUCUGCUGUGCUGAGAACUGCGUUGGCACAGGUGAACUUGAAGCCCCUCCGUAAGAUGUACACGCAGACUAUCACGAGCGUGGCACAGAAAAUCGCAAGUGAUGCAACGUUUGAAAAAAGUUUCGCUCCUCCCGCUGCAUCUGCUUUAGAUGAUAAACUGUUGCAGAACAUAUUCCCUGAUGCUCCUCUCCAGGAACAGAGUCAUGCCAACUGCAACGAAAAGUUGAUGGCAGCAUUAAUACCUCAGAUGAACAUUCCUCGCUUCAACUGCCUGGAAGAUGCACGGCGAAGAUGUUCCAUCCUCUCUGGUUGGUUCGAUCUCGUAUAUCCACGCAAGCCUGGGUCGCGCUAUGGAAUCUGCGCGCUCUCAGCAGUCUCGCAAUUUAUUUGCGUAUGCUAUUCUCUUCAUCGACACGAUAUGAAUACUUUGUGGGCAAAAAUAGACGUAAUCCAACAGUCGACUCGGGAACUGGGAGUAAGAGGAGCAGGCCGUGGGCGGAGAGACGGUGAUGGUCAGGAAGACCAAUGUCAACAAGGAUCAACACGCUACUUCGUCAUGUCUUCCGAACUUAGGUAUACUGCUAAUACACAGCUAGAGCACCUCCACGCACGUUACACCGGCACUGGUCAUGCCGAUUUGUCAAAAUACGAAUGGCUCACACACCAGCACCGUGACACACUCUCGUCGAUCGUCGGUCACCCGACACUGGCUUCUUACCUAGCGAUAGCAGACGGAGAGGCGAUUGGGAGGAUUAAGUUUGAGAUGACAGAGCGGAUGCUGCAGCCGUGCGGGCCUCCACCGAAGAAGGACGACGAUUAA
Messenger RNA from Cyclocybe aegerita, 1020 nucleotides. The record is from the annotation of a GenBank genome assembly. Lineage: Eukaryota; Fungi; Basidiomycota; Agaricomycetes; Agaricales; Hemipholiotaceae.